AUGCCAGGCACGCGACCCACAAGAAAGGCAACCGUCCCUAAGGCGGCCCCUGCUCCUGCAAAGAAGACCGCAUCCGCACCCACAAAGAAGGCUGUUGUCGCACCCAAGAGCAAAAAGAGAACCGUCGAAGAGGCACAAGACGACUCUGAUGACGAGUUUGGCGAGGUUGCCAUUGACAUGGCCUCAGACGAUGACGAUGAAGAUAUGGACGGUGACGACGAGUCCGACGACGCCGACGACUUUCCCGAGGAGGGUCAGGACAUGUCUGCCGCAGAUCUCGAUGAGGACGAGGACGAGGACUCUGAAGGGUCGUACAUGGAUGGUGACAGCAUUGCCGACAGCCAGGAGGAGCUGGACGAUGAGGAUGCUGACGAGGAGGACGAGGAGAGCGAUUUUGACGAUCUGGUCGAGGACGAUAUCGACCCUAACUUUGGUCACAACUUGAACGAGCCCCUGGCACCCGAGAGCGACUACACCCCCAUCAUCAGAGAAUACCCAGAGAUCGACCCUGUCUACGACAGUGAUUCUUCCACUGAGGAGAACGACAACACAGUCGGAAAUAUCCCCAUGCACUGGUAUGAUGAUUACCCCCACAUCGGAUACGAUAUUGACGGCAAGAAGAUCAUGAGGCCCGCCACCGGAGACGAGCUCGACAAGUUCCUUAGCACUAUGGAUGAUCCAGACUCCUGGUUGUCUGCCCACAACUACAAGGACGGUCAGGAUGUCAAGCUGUCAGCAGAGGAGCUCGAGAUUAUUCGUCGUUUGGAGGGCAACCGUAUCCCCGAUGCCGACUACAACCCCUACGAGGAUCAGGUCGAGUUCUUCUCUUCCAAGACAGAGAUUAUGCCCUUGUCUGCUGCUCCUGAGCCUAAGCGUCGUUUCAUUCCUUCGAAGCAUGAGGCCAAGAGGAUCAUGAAGAUUGUUCGUGCCAUUCGCGAGGGUCGCAUUGUUCCCCGCAAGUCUGGAUACGUUCCCCCCAAGCCCAAGUACUACAACCUUUGGAACGAUUCCGAGGACAAGCCCAGGGAAGAGCAUGUGAUGCACAUUACUGCGCCCAAGAUGAAGUUGCCCACCCACGACGAGAGUUACAACCCUCCCGCAGAAUACUUGCCAACCGAGGAGGAGAUCAAGGAGUGGAACGAGUUGGACAAGGAGGAUCGCCCCAAGAAUUACCUCCCUCAAAAGUACAACGCCCUCAGGAACGUCCCCGGAUACGGCCAAUUCAUUCAGGAGCGUUUCGAGCGUUGUUUGGAUCUUUACCUUGCGCCUCGUGUCAGGAAGAACCGCUUGAACAUCGACCCCGAGAGUUUGAUCCCCAAGCUUCCUUCGCCCCGUGACCUUCAGCCUUUCCCUACCCGCCUGGCGAUCGAGUUCCUUGGUCACGAAGGACGCGUCCGGUCCAUCUCUGUCGACCCUACUGGAUUGUGGAUGGCUUCCGGAUCUGACGACAAGACCGUCCGUAUUUGGGAGAUCUCUACCGGUCGCUGCAUGGCCACCUACCACUUGGAUGAGCUCGUUACAUCAGUCGUUUGGGGACCUAGCAAGGAGGUCGCUGUCCUCGCUGUCGCUUGCGGUUACAAGGUUGGACUUAUUUUGCCUGAGAAGCUCUUCUCGCCUGAGCUGACCUUGCAUUCAGAGGAGUACUUGAAGGCUGGAUUCGCCAACGUCGCUACUGGCGAGCCCAACCCUAAGGCGCAGUGGAAGCAGCCCACACCUGCCGAGUUUGAGAAGGGCAUUCGCGUCUGGGUUCAUCUUCAGAAGCCCGUGAAGCAGGUGACAUGGCAUCGCAAGGGAGACUACUUCUCGACUGUCGCCCCCGACGCCAACAACUCUGCUGUUCUUAUUCACCAGUUGACCAAGCACCAGACCCAGCAGCCCUUCAAGAAGAACAAGGGAGCUGUCCAGCGCGUCAUGUUCCACCCCACCAAGCCCAUGUUCUUUGUUGCUACCCAGCGUUAUGUCCGCCAGUACAACUUGCAGCGUCAGGAGUUGGUGAAGACAAUGCAGACGGGAGUCAAGUGGAUCUCGUCGCUGGAUGUCCACCCUGCAGGUGACAACUUGAUCAUUGGUUCAUAUGACAAGCGUCUCUGCUGGUUUGAUCUCGAUUUGUCGUCCAAGCCUUACAAGACCUUGAGAUACCAUCAGCAGGCUAUUCGCUCGGUCGCCUACCACAAGCGUUACCCUCUCUUUGCUUCCUGCGCUGAUGACGGUAAUGUUCAGAUUUUCCACGGCAUGGUCUACAACGAUCUGUUGCAGAACCCCCUUAUUGUGCCCGUCAAGAUCCUCAAGAAUGUCCACCAGCGUGUCGACGCACUUGGUGCGUUGUGCGUGGAGUGGCACCCUACCCAGCCCUGGCUCAUUUCCAGUGGUGCCGAUCACACCAUCAAGCUGAAUGUCACCCUGUCCUCAAGGAUAGGGUCGACCGGCUCGCAAUUGAUAUCACCCAUCAAUGAGGUCAGGAAACGGACAGGGCGGAGGGUUCUGCAUCGUCCCCGACCACUGGACCUGGAUCAUACCAAGCUACAUCGGCAUAGCAGCCAGAACAUUCACACCGGAGGAGCAGCAGGGUCGGGAACUGGAUCGGAUUCUAGACCGCCGUCGUCUGUACCUGUAUCGGGAUCUGCACACGGCUUAGGAAUCGGGCAGUCAGGAUCGCCUACACCAGAUGCGAAGAAGCAUAAGUUCCCGCUGUUGCAUAUCAAAACCGACUUUCAUCGCCCAGCGCAUUUCCGGCGAGCUACAACAGGACCAGGGGUUCCUCCUCAACAAAUGGGUGCACCUCCCAUGACCGCCAACAUCAACAACUAUACCAACAGCAUGAACGCUGCGACAGCUGCAAAGGAGGAGGGACAGAAAAAGCCGCCAAGUCAAUGGCAGGUCGGACUAGAGCGCAUGCUGAAGAAAAUUCAACGACGGAACCGAGCACCCUCCAACCUGAUGUGGUAUGCAGCUCAUUCAACAGAGUCUUACCUUUCAGGAGCCACGCUGGAAUCUCGGCCAGGAGCACUCAAGCAUGAAGUGGAUGCAGAGACGGAGAGCCUGUACUUUGGUCACGACAAGCCUCCUAAAUGGGUGGUGGAUUCCUUGCAGGGUGAGGAGCUUUUCUUCAGUGACGACACAGUGGACUUGGUAAUGGGACUUCGGGACUACCUGAUCAAGGCGACUGACAGCGGAUGGGACAUUGGCGAACUCAAGGAAGAGAUCUUUCCCAUAGAACCCAAGCCUCCUAUUCUCGGUCGCAGCAGGAAUAGGUCAGUAUCACCUCACGAGAGUCCAAGGAAGAGUUCGGCUAAUGGUAGCCCACGGAGAUCCCCGUCCCCUCACUACUCGGCACCAGCAUCACCAGGAGCGGCAUCACAGGAAUCAUUCCAUUCGAACGACGCCGACAACGUUUUUCAACAAGCAGCGGGCCGCUAUGUGGAGGAGGUGGAGGCAUAUCGACUUUUGGACUACUUCAUCGCUGUCCUAUCCGAUAUCAUCUCGCACGACUGUCGGUACAUGGUACAGAACCCUCGACCUUCACGGCCCGAAUGGGUGCUGCACUCAUUUGUUCUCGACAUCCUGUUCCUCCUCGCCAAAUCGCUCUCAGCGGACCACAAGGCGGUCUACGACAUUGGGAUGAUUGCGCUAUCGGCUUUCCCCAUCUUCAAAAACCACGCCCUUGUGCGCUUACUGGACUUGAUGGCUGAUGUGAUCCUGCCAUCGUUUGCGCUUUCCAGGACCCAGUGCUAUGCCUCGCUGUCAAGGUCGCCACCAUUGACACCGCUGGACUCAGCAUCUCCUAUAUCGCCAUCCGAAAUCCGCGUGCAACUGGACAACAAUCAAACGUUCGCUAUUCAGGUUCACUCGCCAACUGAGGAACAGGGACUACUAUCUGUACCUCGACAGCGCAGGCAAUCAAUCAACUCACCAAGGAUGCCCAGUUCGAGGUCGAGCUCGACAUCUAUACCUAUGGCUGGUCAUGUAUCACAGGCGCAAGAUAUUCUGGACACGCACGCGAGCUCACUCAUCCAGUUGACACUUUUGGCGAUCCUCCAACAGAUUUCAUUCUCCAACUCGCCAUUACCGGUCGCCAAGCAGGUGGAGAAGUCUAUAGGAGGACUUCUCAGGAUCAAGACGGAUCUGUCGGUGGAUCUACUGGAGGUCAUUUCGAUCGUCGAGAAUGAGAAGGUUAUGAGGCGGGCGGUAGAGGUCCUUUGGUGGGUUGGGAAGCCUUCGCUGGGACACCUGACACUGGCCGAAAAGUUCUUCCCGCUCGACUAUGACUCCAUCAUGGCUAUACGGCAGACUCAGCAGGACUGGAGCGCGCCUGGUAUAGCAAGUGGACUCAGGACCAACCCUGUCAAGUCGGAUACCUUGUUCUCAUUCCGCCGUGGAUCAUUGGAUGAGUCCGCUAUCCCCAUGACUGAUUUCGCUAGUCAUAACAACUCUGUUGGGAGCUUCAAGAUUCGCCAGAGACUGCCACACCGACCCGGACUGCCUUGGAAAUCUGGACAUGGAUCGAAACACGGUACCAAAACCAGCGCACAUCAGGAGUCGGCAGCUGUCGCAUCUGUUGGGACCGACUAUCUGGCGGAGCACGAGUUGUACCCUUACAUGUUCUCAACAGAGGAGGAGACGGAGGCUGGUCAGGGGCAGUUGUCGAGCCAUAUCUGUGAGCGAUGUGAGACGACCAUGCUUGGCUUUGGGCUCUUCUGCUACCACUGCCGGGGAUCUAUCCACCUGGAAUGCUUUUACUUUGUCAAGCGAUUCGCAGGGAUCGAUUGUACACAUCCCGGUUGCUCCUUGGAUUCGAUCCAGAGGCGGCCACGAAACCAGCUUGUUUAUCCUGACGAAGGCGGCAUGUAUGAGAGCAACACGAACAGGAUCUACAGGAUCCGGGCUGGUCAUCCCCUGCAGCUGGUCAACAUGUUCUCGACCUGUCUUUGCUCGGCCUGCAAACUCCCACUGUGGGGUCACCACCAUCAGGCCUACCGGUGUCAGGAAUGCCUGCAGUUGAUGCAUUUGGACUGCAAGGGUGUUGCUCCAGAAUGUGGUGGAAACGCGCAAUCAGUGGCUCUCCGCCACUCCUUCCCAUCGCAGAUUACCUACGAGGAUAUGAGGCAGAGCUUUUUGGACUUUUACCAGGACAUUGUAUCGACAUGGCGCACCGCUCAGACUGGUUCCUCGACCCCCGGCAUGUCACGACAUUCCAUGACCGGACCACCAUCACCUGCUGCAUCCAAGGACAAGUUUUCGUACGAGGAAGCCAGCUGCAACUCUAGCGUGCUCACCAUACAACUGGAGUUACUCAAGGCCGGAAUGACGCGUGGCGAGAUUCAGGUGCUUGACUGGCUGCAGGAUGGACAUAUGACAGAUCAAAGUCUUAUGGCGGCAAGUAGUUUCGAGUUGGUGGUGAUCCAGGCUUACUUCGCGGAGCUCGCCAAGCAACUGCAGGAUCCAGGACCCUUACCAGGAACGUCAUUGUUUCUUUCGGACUUCUUUGAGGACUCCAAGCCAGACCAGUUCCUAUUGUUCUCGGAGCUGUACUGGGGCCAUUUUGCAGCUGUUGCAAAGACAAUGAUCAAUGACUCUGACUCGGCAGAGUUGUCCUUCCGACACCCUUUCUUUUCACAUUCGAACGAGUGGGGGAACGCACUAGAGGACGACAUCUUUGAGCACGAGUUGGACGUGGCGCAGGAGCAACUUCUUGCGGGACAUUCAGUGCGGUCUGCCAACAUCACCUUGUCCAGUCUAUUCAAGUUCUGUAUGAGACGACUUGGAUUCAGGAGUGCUUGGACUAUGCGGAUGAUCUUGCAGGAGUGGGUCAAGAUGGGACUUCUGGAGCGACUGGACGGCGAGCUGUUUUUGUUUGAGGUGUCGACCAUGGAUCCGAUCUCCCCGCCUCCGACCAUGCCUGUUUUCCGCUCCAUCGGUCAGGAGCCCACUCCACCAGCGGCCCAUCUCUCGCAGGCACUGCCUACGUUCCAGACAUCCUCAUACGAUAACGCGGAUGGCAAGAGCAACGUUGUGACCUACCGCUCGGUGCACUGCCUCUUCCCGAUCGUCACCGCGAUUGACCCGACGCCAAAUGUGGAGCAUUUGAUCCACUCGAUUUGGCGCUGUUUAUCGAGUGUCGAUCUGUCUGUCAACGAAUGCGGCUUCUUGCUGCUCACCCGUCAGUGCUGGCCGGAUCCGUUCAUGUCUGAUUACACUACGGAGCGUUUGGUCGGCUGCGUGUUCCACUGGCUGCUGUUGGAAGACGAUCAGCUAGUAGUGAUCCACAAGAACUAUGCCUCCAAGGGCAAGAAUAUCCCAGGCGUCAGGGUUGGGCUGGAGGAGCAAAUGGCCGUCAAGCGAGCUGUGACAGGACUCAACAUCACCGGCACCGGGAUAUCUGAUGGUGUUGGUGCUGGUACUGGAACUGAGACUGGAGCCAGUUCAGCAACCGUGGCUGCAACAGUGGUAGCAGGCGGGACAGGAACAGGAACGGGAGCAGGAACAGGAACAGGAACAGGACUCGGUGGAGGAUCGCAAGCCAAUGCCAGGAACAACUCUGUCACUUCGAACUUGUUUGGUUCCGUGGGUUCGUAUGUGAUGACCAGGAAGCUGAUUGUUAAGAAGUUUGCUCUCCCUUGGUUGAAGAAGGUCAUGGAGCUGGAUGUCGAUCGAUACAAGGACAUCUGUCAUCGUCAAAUCAGGAUCCUGGAGCGCGAAAUGGCACCAGAGGCUGGGUGCGACUCCUUUGUGAGCGAGGACAAAGAGGAGUUUCAACAUGCACAGAAAGAGCGAUAUCUAGAAUCGAUCACAAAGCUUCGUCAUGCGGGAUUUCUGUUCAACUGCUUCUCGGAUGUUCUUUGUCGAUGGCUGGAAGAGGUCGAAGAGAUGCUGGAAGGAAUGGAUCUGGCCAGCAAACCUUUUAAGACUCUGAAUCGACUCUUUUUGAAGGCGAGCAGCAGGACCGGUAGCGGACUCGGACUCGGAACUACCAAUCCUUUUGGUGGCGAGCACUCUUCGACAGGUUUUUCGAGUCGAGGGGCUACUGGAGUAGGAGGCAAGCCGGGCGAUGGCGAGUGGCGAAACCGACUUAAGACAAAGCUUCAUUAUGGAUCCAGCAAAGAGAGCAUGCGCACCCAAUCCCCGACUGGCUCAGAUCGCAUCCCGGACACCGCUUCGGUUUCGGGUCAGGAUCCGCCUCACCCCGAGGAAGAUAUUGGAGAAACGCCACUAGGUACUCUCAGGAUCAUUCUAGAGUCUUCACAUCACCAAGGCGUUGAAGGUGCAUUGAGAUGGCUCACACUCAUGGUUCAGAGUGGAGUCACGGUUCCAACACAGGCGUUUGUAGAGUGCAGCAAGAGCUUGGCCGAUAUGUCGCAAACACCUGCGAUUCCCUCCGUCGACAACCAACCCUCAACACCUACAAUAGCGCUAACAGCAGCUGCACCGACAGUUGCAGGAGCAUUGGGGGAUGGCAAUAACCCUCCGAGAACUUCGCCUUUGCUCUCGGCUCCAGCAAACAGCACGGCGUCGGGUUCAGCUGCAGGAUCGUCCUCCUUCCAGCAACCUUCACUGCGCACCAAUAGUGUAAGAGUCUUGUACCAGUCUCAAAUCUUUCUGACGGCUUGCUGGAAUUCAUUGACGCCCACCUCCACGUCGCAGAAUAUAUCUGAGGGUGAUGCAGAACAGAUUCUGGAGUCAGUCUUGGCUGCAAACCAGGAGACGGUGACGCGAGUGAUGUUCGAGCGACUUUAUGAUGCAGACCCCAAGGAGUUAGAGUGUGUGCGACAACUGCUCCGGUAUGCGUUGGCGAUAUUCAUGUAUGUGACAGGAUGUCCUUUGCAGAUCAUCAUCGGAUUGCAGCUGGUGCCUGCCCAGCCAAAUCCAAAGUCCACCAACAGCCCGUACACUGUUCAAAGCGACAAGACCUUCUGGCCGCUCCACCAACAGCUCCACAGGAGACAGCACUAUGGCCCUUCUCAGCUGAUGGCCCUCGACAAAGAAUCGGUCACCAUCAGCAUGUUCUUGAAGUCGCUCCGCUCCAAAUCGUUGUCUAUUCAGGGAGAGGUCAUCAAAAGUUUGUCGGUGAUGUUGGGGGAAGCAGAACGCGUGUCCAACAUGGACGACUUUGCUGAUAGUAUACAUAAGGAGAUGUUGCCCUGUCUUUGGGAGCUGUUGUCGCCGUUGAAUGACCAUAUGGCCGACACAACUUUACCCUUGUUGAUGCAAUUCGCGUUCAUUCGACCAGGGUACUUGCACAAGACGGUCGCGCAGAUCUUCAGUGACCCCGACUGGGAGGUUCGAUUUGGUGCCCUGGACCCAGUUUUUGGCCUGUUCUCAAAACUGGACGAUGCUUUGGUCAUGAAGCUGUUCUUCCAGCAGCCAAUGGUGAACACAGUCCGUACCAACGCAAAAGGCAAGGGCGUCGAUCGAGGAUACCAUCACCACCAACCCCCUCACAUCCAUCAUCACCAACGGCGAACAGGAACAGGAGCCAUGUCGUACGAGCCAGAUUACAGCGGCAGCGAGCGGAAUGGAACUGGCUUGAACGGUGGUGGUGGAGGCGGCGGGACGUUCAGCAGGACUCAUUAUGGAUCUACAUUCACAGGAGGCACUUUUGGCGACCGAGGGCAGCAAUAUUCGGCUCUGGGAGAGUUUCAACCGGACCAUCUCCAAAUUCUGGGGCCUAUUUUCAGUCAUUUCGUGUCGUCGAUGUGGGAUAAAGAGGAGGCUGUCCGUUCCAAGGCCAAGACGUUGUUGAAGUCCUUGCAGCCCGUACAUAUUGGUCACGCGCUCAAGGCUUGGGAGUUGCACUUUAUUACCAGUCCGCCGGAUGGUCAGCAGAACCUUUUGAAGCUGAUGUCGCGACUCAACAACUAUUUCCCAGGCUGGAAGAUUAUGGAUUAUGGUCUGAUAUUCCGGUUGCUGACGAGUGGCGAGCUGGGUCAGACCAAUGUCCUUGACUCGGGUGCAUCUAUGACGAGUCAUGGGAACGGUGGCGGUGGCGGUGAUAGUACUCGAUCGAGUAUCCAUGGUGGUGGAGGAGGAGGCGAAGAGCGAGCCGGAAGUCUAAAGUCUUACAACGCCCUGGACACCGAGCGGCAGAAACGUGAGACCUUGGCGCCGGAACCUGACUCAAAGGGCCUCAAGUCGAGGAGGGCGUCGUUUACGUCGCUGUCGGCCUUGGAAAAGUCUAAUGAGUCUAACCUUCAUCUACGCAUGGGACGACGGUCAUCAUUCGCUACGAUGCCUAUUCUCGAUGGACCGCUGUUGCCAAGAGCUACCUUAGCCGCCGAACAAUCGCGGAGUCAACGGAGGGCGUCCAUUGUUUCUACGACCCCAUCGUCGGCGGCUUCUCUCUCGGGCGCGUCAUCUCUGGUUCUCGAAGACAUAGAGGCUCACGAGAAGCAAUUGGAGCUGGAGGACGAUAUCCACUGCAGUUUGUUGACGUUGGCGUUACAGAUGGUGGCGAACGGAAUUGAGCCCCGUUUGGAUGAAGUCAUUCAACUCAAGUACUUGGUUGUCUUCUACCUCGACUUCGAAGGGUGCGAGCUUGUGGGGAUUGGGCAGGGCAAGUUCCAGGUUCGCUAUGGAGAGUACAUCCCCAGACGGCGAGCCAGUCCGAUCCAUCGCGGAGCGAACGAGAAUUCUGCAGGCUCAGGGAGUUUGAAUGAUGUUCUCAAUGAUCCAGGUCAUGAGAACUUUGUGUUGGCUAUCUGUAUGAACUUGCAGCUUAUCCUGGAUCGGUAUGUCGAGAUCAAGCCUGAUUAUGAGGAGGACCCACCGACCCUCUACGACCUGCACAGGUCUCGUCCCGCAACCCCUGGGCCUGGUGGCAAUGUCGGUAAUGGAUAUGAUUCAGCCGGUACACCAGUGGACCUCAGCUCGCAGCAGCCUGUUAACGAUAGGACCUUUUCGUCGACCACAGGAACAACCACCACAGAUCAUGGCAAGGAGUCGUCCAGCCGAGGCGGCACAAUGACGACUCCUCAGCAGGAUACCGACAUCAACGAUGCUGAACACCACCCCCGACACUACGGUCUAUUUUGUUGGCCACGUCACAAGCACCAUGACGGCGACCAACAUCUCACCCACAGACAUACAGGAGACGGUCGCAUAGCCCAGAGUACAGCGUCUCAAAAGAACUCGUACCAGACCAACCCCAGCGCUCCAGUCUAUCAGCAAUAUCACCAUCACCACUACCGAAGGAAAUCGCAUCGCAGGCAUGACGAGAACACCCCCGUGGUCGGCACGUAUUUCGUGGACGUGAUUCUGCGAUUCUUUGGAUCCGAGACUGAUUUGGCGACUCUUCCCGCCGGAAGGCUCAAGAACUGGCUGGAGCUGUUGCUAAUUGUGAUCUACAAGUACGUCAAGGAGGUGGACCCACUCUCGGAUCUUGUAGUGGUACUGAUGAAGCGCAUUGUCGAGAUGCUGAUGGUCAAGAAGAGCGGACCCAAUGUCGCGAACGUCGUCCCUGCUUCGUCUCUCAAUGGAGCUGGUAUGGGAGGAGUGAGUGGAUCUACAGUUGGAUCUGCGAUGGGCUCUGGUCCUACUGCUGGUACCCCACCUGAAGGAGUCACAGUCCCUGCGGCAACACCAGCCGUUGUGGAAGAGUCCAUGUCAGAGGAGAAUAUCCUGCUGGCGAUCUCGAUUUGCUCGACAUUGUUGACGCGAUCCUCGACUAUGACGACGGCGUUGCUUUCGAGGGAGAUCAUGGCCAUGGGCAAGUUGAUGACCAAGAGGAGAGACGAUCCUGAUGACCCUGUCCUGAAUCGUGCCAGGAGCUUUCUGCAUGACGCCUUUGUUCACUUUAUGGGCAACGGUCUCUUUGUUCUUGUCUUCAAGACACAACCGGCGACGAAUAUCAGUUCACAGGGAUGGGAGGAGGAGGUCAACAAAGUCGAUCAGGACCUAGACCUCUUCUACGUUCUGGGCACGGUGCUAGGCGAGGACGAGAUGGUGCAGGCAGAUCCAACCGACAACCCGGGUCAUUCAGGAGCCAACCGUCUAGUUCAUAUCCGCGACCAACCCAUCCGCGAUAUUCUGGAUCGUGUCACCAUCUUUAGGGACCUAGAGCCUGUUCAAGUCUCGACUAUCCUCACCAACUUGGCUCUUUACGUUGAACGCGUCCACUCGAAAUGUCAUGACCCUCGCCUCUUCGCGGACAUGGCACAUUUCUUGAUCAAGAUCACCAAGUAUACCGCAGAGUGGGACCAACAGCAGCAUCAAAAGAGCAAGGAGCAAGCGGCGCAUUUGAGACAGGCGCAGGAGCAGCUAUUGCUUCAGCACCACCAUUUGAAGCAGAGUAUUAAGCAACGAGGGUCCCAGCAGUUGCUUUCUGGGAACACGUCGACGAUGGUUUCUAAUGGAUCUCCGAUUUAUUUGCAGCAGCACCAGAAGCUGCGGCAGAAGCAGGGGGUCAUGUCGGUGACAUCUGCUGGUGAGUCGACGCUGGUCAUGCCUGCCGAUCGUGCCUCGGCGGCUAUUGUUUCGUCUCCGCUUCCUGGGGGGCAUCCCUUUGUGCCCGCACGACCUACAGAGGCCCAACGGACCAACACAUCAACGACAUUGACAAUGUCAUUGACGCCGACGACCACAAAUAUGUCGACUCUGUCAGAUCAGGAAUACCAGGAAUUCGGUCAAUAUGCAGUGCAACAUUCGAAUGUGCCUUCAACCGGGACAUCCACACCAACACCUCCAGCAACCGUUAGACAGUCGAGUUCACGACAAAAGGCCGUGACGCCCAAGUCACCUGAAAGGGAAAGCAACCCCUACGUCAAGUACCGACCUCGACAGACUACUUUGAACCAAACGCUCGGCCGACAUCGCCAGGCAACAACGCACAACAACCAUUUGCCGCCUGCCCAGAAACGAGCACCGCCCCACCAUUGGGACUACAUCAACCCUACCUUAGGAAUGUGCUCGAUUCUGAUGAUCCAGAACCCUUUUGAGGGCCAUCAACUCGUCACGGCGGUGAAGCAUAUCCUCCGACAGGCCCUUUAUCGCGAUCGCAUCUCGGCCCCAGCGUUGAUCCGCGUCGUGACCGGGUACUGUUUCAUUGCCGAGCAGGAUUUCUCGCUCUCGCUUGUGAACGUCUUUGGCGAGUUUGUGGUUCAGGAGCUCAAGAUCUCGAUUCAGAGCCAUUCACAUGUGAGGUACGACGAGGAGUUUGUUGUGUGCGAUGAUGACAUAGAUGAUCUUUCGGACCAGGAGGAGUCGGACCUCCACCAUCGCCAUAGACAGAACGGUAACCGUCGGGGACGAUCGGGUUGGAAGAGCAAGGAUGGUGACAAGGGUGAGAAGAAGGGUUUGGGAGGAGCUGGAUCGAGCGGGGAGAGACUUCACUUGGGUCGUGGUCAUGUGCCUGCAGGACUUGGUGGAGUUGGAGGCGUUGGUGGUGGUGGUGGUGGUGGUGUUGGUGGCGGCGGAGGAAAUAAUGCCUCUGGAAGAACCAAGAUCCUCGCCCAUAACUUCCAUGUCCUUCACCAUCUGCUGAUAUGGGAUCUUGACCCGAAUUACAAUAUGGAAUGGACGAGGAUCAAGUGGGAGAUCCUGGGGUCGAUGCGGUUCCCACCUGGUCACCCGAUCUUGUUCCCUGGCGCCACUGACGCACUGCGCCAGGUGACGGCUUCUAUCAUCGGGGAUUGGAUCGAUGCAUGA
This is a messenger RNA of Linnemannia hyalina, 12636 nucleotides long. The record is from the annotation of a GenBank genome assembly. Lineage: Eukaryota; Fungi; Mortierellomycota; Mortierellomycetes; Mortierellales; Mortierellaceae.